UCCAACAUAUAUACGUGUAUGUAUAUAAGAGGAGGAAAAAUAAUACCUUAACCAAAAGAAGUCAUGGAUGUUGCGGACUCGGAUUUCCUUAGUAACAAAGAAUUCGAUGAUGAAGACUCUGAAUUUGAGACUGAUUUGGAGAGAUAUUUUGUAUUCUCCACUGCCAAGAACAGAUUCUUUGGCAGGAAAAUACCUCUUCGUGUUAUCCUAGGCUCUGGACUGAUUGCUGAUAUUAUACUCUGGAGGAACAAGAAGAUCUCAUUAAGCGUUCUUGUUGGUGUAACUUUCAUAUGGUUGUUUUUCAAGAGGAUGGAUUACACCGUGAUUAGUUUCAUUUGUGACUCUCUCAUACUUCUGGUGGCAAUGUUAUUCCUACGGAGCCUUUUAACAUCCUUCAUUCGCAUGUGAGUUUAAUUCACUCUAUC
This is a messenger RNA of Vigna angularis (adzuki bean), 425 nucleotides long. RefSeq names its product reticulon-like protein B1. The record is from RefSeq and is a predicted model, not a curated record. The coding region runs from base 64 to 408 and encodes 114 amino acids. NCBI's taxonomy places the organism in Eukaryota, Viridiplantae, Streptophyta, Magnoliopsida, Fabales, Fabaceae. The transcript is spliced from 2 exons.